GCCGCCGCGCAGCUCCGGGGCCGUCACUUUGUGUAGCGCGGGGCGCGCAGGCCCGGCCCGGCCCCGGCGUCCGGCGGCGGCUCUGCCCGCCCGGCGCGCGCGCGGCUGAGUGGAGGCUCUCCUCCAGAGAGGAUGGCAGCCCUUCGUACGACCCCGGACUCACCUGCCACGCAGCUGGCGAAGGCCGAGGAUGGGCUGGAAUGUGGUCCUGCUCAGGAGGAAGAAGAGGAAGAAGAAAAGGGGGAAGAGGUGGAGAUGGAGGAGGAGGAGGAGGAAGAGAUCAUAGUGGAGGACGAGGAGGAUCAGGCGGUGGUGGAGGAGGAAGAGGAGGAGGGGGAGCAGGCAGGGCAUGUGGAGCAGGUGGAGGUGGAGGAGGACGAGGACGUGGAGGAGGUGGUGGCAGAGGAGCAGAGUCUUACGUUGGGGACCCAGGAACGCCUUAGCCGCGGUGGUGAUGCUAAGUCCUCAGUUCUUCAGGAAAAGGCCUUGCAGGCCACCAGGGUUCGAGCCACACCUAGGGGUGAGGGCCUGGAAGAGGAGGAAGAGGACGAGGAGGAGGACGAGGAGGACGAGGAGGAGGAAGAUGAUGACGAUUCCCUGACAGCUGGGUCUCAGGGACUGGUGACCUUCGAGGAUGUGGCUGUGUACUUCUCGCUGGAGGAGUGGGAGAGGCUGGAUGCAGGCGAGCGGGACCUUUACAAGGAUGUCAUGCAGGAGAACUAUGGGAUCCUGGUGUCCUUGGGAUACCCAAUCCCCAAGCCGGAUCUGAUCUUCCGGCUGGAACAAGGGGAGGAACCCUGGGUUCCAGAUAGCCCCCGUCCUGAGGAAGGAGACAUUGUCACUGGCGUCUACACAGGGGCCUGGUUCUGGACCGACGAUAUCGAGGACCACGAGGAGGAGGACGACGAGGACUUCCUGGCGGAGGUGGCCGAGGAGGAGAACGAGCCCCCGGGGCUCUGGUCAGCGGCCUACGGCGUGGGGGACGUGCCUGGGACUUGGGGCCCCGAUGACUCGGAUUCAGCACAGACUCCGGAGGGGUGGGGUCCCGACCCUGGGGGUCUCGGGGUCCUGGCUGAGGGGUCCGAGGCGAAGCCCUUCCUGCCGGGCCGGGAGCCUGGCGCGAACCUGCUGGCACCCUGGGCCUUCCCUGCUACUGUGGCCACUCCAGUAGGGCGGCCCGAGACCACGUGCGACGUUUGCGGCAAAGUGUUCCCGCACCGGUCCCGGCUGGCCAAGCACCAGCGCUACCACGCGGCCGUCAAGCCCUUCGGCUGCGACGAGUGCGGUAAGGGCUUCGUGUACCGCUCGCACCUGGCCAUCCACCAGCGCACGCACACCGGCGAGAAGCCCUUCCCGUGCCCGGACUGCGGCAAGCGCUUCGUCUACAAGUCGCACCUGGUCACGCACAGGCGCAUCCACACUGGCGAGCGGCCCUACCGCUGCGCCUUCUGCGGUGCGGGCUUCGGGCGCCGCUCCUACCUGGUCACGCACCAGCGCACGCACACCGGCGAGCGGCCCUACCCGUGCCCGCACUGCGGUCGCAGCUUCAGCCAGAGCUCGGCGCUCGCUAGGCACCAGGCGGUGCACACGGCCGACCGGCCGCACUGCUGCCCCGACUGCGGCCAGGCCUUCCGCCUGCGCGCCGACUUCCAGCGCCACCGGCGCGGCGGCGGUUGCACGGAGCCCGGCGGCGACGGCACUCGGCGGGAGGUCUGCGACACGGUCCCUGCGGCGGUGCCCGAGGAGGCCGAGGCCGGGCCGGAGGGGCCGGAGGAGGCCGAGGCGGACGGAGAGGCCGAGGUGGAGACCAGAGAGGAGGCGGCGGCGGUGGCGCCCACCCCCGGGAGCAAGGAGGACCCUGAGCCGGACAGGCGGUUCCUCGAGCUGGGCAACGGCCUUGGGGAGGGCGAAGGCCCUUCCUCGCACCCACUUGGCUUCCACUUUCCCGUGCACCCCAAGUCCUGGCUCCACCCGGACGGCUUCCCGAUCCUGGGCCUCCCGGACUUCGGGGACCGGCUGUCGGGCGACGGGCGCCCCCUGCCGGGACCCCUGGGGGGCCGGCUCGCCUUGGUGGAGAGCGCCGGGCUGGCCUGCGACCCUUUCGGCGGCGGCGGGCCGGGGAGCGGCGGCGGCGGCGGGCUCCGCGCGUUCGCGCCGGCCGUCGGGGGACUGCUGGCCGAGCCGGCACCCGCCGCGCUGGCGGAGGAGGAGAGCCCGUGGAUCUGCUCCGACUGCGGCAAGACUUUCGGGCGCCGCGCGGCGCUGGCCAAGCACCAGCGCUACCACGCGGGCGAGCGGCCGCACCGCUGCGCGGACUGCGGCAAGAGCUUCGUAUACGGCUCGCACCUGGCGCGCCACCGCCGCACUCACACCGGCGAGCGGCCCUUCCCGUGCCCCGAGUGCGGCGCGCGCUUUGCCCGCGGCUCGCACCUGGCGGCGCACGUGCGCGGCCAUACGGGCGAAAAGCCCUUCGUGUGCGGCGUGUGCGGCGCGGGCUUCAGCCGGCGCGCGCACCUGACGGCGCACGGGCGCGCGCACACGGGCGAGAGGCCCUACGCGUGCGGCGAGUGCGGCCGCCGCUUCGGGCAGAGCGCGGCGCUGACACGGCACCAGUGGGCGCACGCCGAGGAGAAGCCACACCGCUGCCCCGACUGCGGCAAGGGCUUCGGCCACAGCUCGGACUUCAAGCGGCACCGGCGCACGCACACGGGCGAGAAGCCCUUCCGCUGCACCGACUGCGGCCGCGGCUUCGCGCAGCGCUCCAACCUGGCCAAGCACCGGCGCGGCCACACGGGCGAGCGGCCCUUCCCGUGCCCCGAGUGCGGCAAGCGCUUCUCGCAGCGCUCGGUGCUCGUCACGCACCAGCGCACGCACACGGGCGAGCGGCCGUACGCCUGCGCCAACUGCGGCCGCCGCUUCUCGCAGAGCUCGCACCUGCUCACCCACAUGAAGACGCACCGCAGCGCGGCGGGCGCGCCCGGCUCGGCGGGCGCGGCUCCCGCGUCUAAGGCCGAGGCGCCCGCCAAGGGGCCGCCAGGGGCGGGCAGCGGGCCCGGGGAGCGCGGCAGCACCCUGCUGGAGUUCGCGGGCGGGACGAGCUUCGGCUCCGAGCCCACGGCCGCCUUCGCGGGGCCCUCGGGCGCCUACGAGGAGAGCAUCCUGUGAUGGGCCGAGGCCGACGGAGGCGGAGCCCUCUGGGCCGCCGGCCCCUUGCUCCUCUGUCCCCGGGGUGCUGAGGGCCCCAGUCCUGGUGCGGUGCCUUCCCCUCAGCCCCCGGCGCACCGCCCCCACCCCGGCCUUGGGCGCCCCUCCUGCCCGGCCCCGAGGAAACCGGAUCGCCAAGCCCGUCCGGCCGUGCAGGGGGCGCGCGGGGAGAGGAGAGCCGCGCGCGGAGGAGGCGAGGGCUGGGGGCGGCUACCCCGACCAAGACUGCGGCAUCCCUGGGUCUGUGCUGUGAAGCCAAGCGGUAGGGAUGGCGGGCGAUGUUAUUUAUUUCACUCGGAUUCCGAUUUGGGUGGCCCCGGGGGACCGGCGCCCGAUGAGUUUGUGAGCGGGUUGUACAGCGAGGGAGGGGAUGCCCUUGCGUCAAGGGGAGGGCGGGGUGGUCGAGGCAGAGCAUCCGGCUCCUCCUCCCGUGGGUUUGGCUGACGACUUCUUCCAUUCCUCAGUGAGAGACUUCAGGGCCUUCUGGUCAUUUGAGUGUGUCCGGGAAGGUUUAGGGACUGCGCGUGGCUAAGGGGAAGCCCUAUGGGUUUCCAGAGGACGAUGUUCCUCCCUACCCGGGAGGCAGACAUGCAGCUGGGAAAGCUUUUAUUCUGUCUACUGUGGAUAUUUAUUUCCAUCUCUUGUGUGGCCAGAAGAGUCUGGGAGGAGAAAACGUCUGAAACCAAAUUUGUGGCCCCAGGCGGGGUUGCAGGUGUUCGCAGGGGCCUGAGGGAGUUUGAAGCCUUGUUCUGGGGGAGAGUCACCCACUCUCCCCACCCCACUUGAGCACCCAGAUCAGGCAGGCACUCGUGUUGCCGGGUGGGUUUUGGUCUCAGCCUCCUCUUCGAGCCCUUUGGUCCCCCCUCCCCGACACCCGGAGGCGGCACACUCAGAGAUCCUUGCAGGGCUCUUUGAUGGUCGCUGCGGCCCCAGCCUUCAGCUGCCUGGGCUGUCACCUCCCCUGGGGCAAGUGGACACACGGGCCCCUGCCCUCUGAGCCCAAUGCUUCUUUAUAAUUAAUAACCAACUGUAAAGCGACAGGUCGGCAGCAAAUCAUUUCUCACAUCCCUUUGGGCCUGGGGCCCUUUAACUCUGCUUCUGUCAUUAUUCUAUACUAGAAGCAAGUAGUGUUUCAGUUUAGAAUCCCAUUUCACAAGAUGGACAGUCUGCACAGUGGCAGUCCACCUCUGGGGGGUGUGGACGUGAGCCUGUGGCUCAGUGACAAGCCAGGCACCCAGCUAUGCAAGGCCCGCACCUGGUGGGCCCCCCACCCUCCGGGUUGGGCCAUUGGGAGCCACUGGGCAGGCAGCUGAAGUGUGGCUCGUGUGAGAUCCCUCUCUCCCAUCUUGCCUUUUGGGCCAAUGUGAGUGGGGCCAGAAAACAGACUCUGAAGCAACUGCAUUCCCUUUUAGACCUAGUUCCUUCUGUUUUAGUGUAGGCACGGCCUUGGGGUCUGAGAGCCAGCGGCCAGGCUGCCGGGGCUGGGGGCGGG
Messenger RNA from Hyaena hyaena (striped hyena), 4696 nucleotides. It is a transcript of the gene ZNF316, whose product is annotated as zinc finger protein 316. The record is from RefSeq and is a predicted model, not a curated record. The transcript has 6 exons. Bases 133 to 3165 code for a protein of 1010 amino acids. Gene Ontology annotation, molecular function: sequence-specific DNA binding; DNA-binding transcription factor activity, RNA polymerase II-specific. Gene Ontology annotation, biological process: regulation of transcription by RNA polymerase II. Lineage: Eukaryota; Metazoa; Chordata; Mammalia; Carnivora; Hyaenidae. Gene Ontology annotation, cellular component: nucleus.